UUUAGUAAUUGAAGUAUGAUGGACCGGCAAGCACUGUACAUAAUCUUACUGUUUCUGUGUGGAACUGUUGAUGGUAACUCUGCAGUUUUUAAUCCGUGUAUACAACAAAUCGAGUUAUCACAAGAUGAAGCACACCAGGUAUUGGAGAACUGGCCAGAGACCAUAAUUGAUCGGGGGUACAAGUGCUUUCUUACAUGUGUCCUCCUGGACUUGGGGCUGAUUACUAAGUCAGGGGACCUCCAGAUCGAUAAGUAUAUGAAAUCUGGCGUUGUGGACUGGAGAUGGGUGGCAACCGACUUGGUCGUUUGUCGCAUAGAAUUCUCAGACGAAAAAGAUCUUUGUGAACUUUCAUUUGGACUUUUCAACUGUUUUCGGAGGGUAAAAAAAGAAGCUGAGGAAAAGCUUAAAAAACAUUGAAAACAUUGAAAAUAUGAGCACAGGCAGAAUUCUGACGUCCUCCCUGAAAAUUUUUUCAAUCGUUUAUUUCAACCACUUAACUAUUAUUCCAGGCGGUAGUGAAUGUUCAUUAACAAGUUGUUAAAUAUACUCAAUUUAACUUUUCUCUU
This is a messenger RNA of Drosophila biarmipes, 566 nucleotides long. RefSeq names its product general odorant-binding protein 57e (gene Obp57e). Lineage: Eukaryota; Metazoa; Arthropoda; Insecta; Diptera; Drosophilidae. The transcript is spliced from 2 exons. Bases 16 to 417 code for a protein of 133 amino acids. Gene Ontology annotation, molecular function: odorant binding. The record is from RefSeq and is a predicted model, not a curated record.